CGCUGGACGGCGCGCGAGACGCGCGCGCGCGCGGGCGACAGAGCCAGGGUGGACGGACGAUCGAGGCCGCGCGACCGGGGACGUGGACGACGCGGCGAACGAGGCGCGUCGUCGCGCGCGUCGAGGCGGAGGACGCGAACAUCAAGGCGGAGAAUACGAAGGAUGACGUCACGACGACGGAACUGGGGGCGAACGUCCGGCAGUUGUUGGGGUUCAAGGGGGCGGGGGAGACGGAUGACAUUUGGAAGAUUCGCGUGCAGCUGACAAAGCCCGGCACGUGGGUGCCGCUGAUCUGGGGGGUGAUGUGCGGCGCCGCGGCGAGUGGGCAUUACGAGUGGAAUCUGGAUAACAUCGGGAAGGCGAUGCUGUGCAUGACGAUGAGCGGGCCGUUUUUGACGGGGUACACGCAGACGAUCAACGAUUGGUACGAUAGAGAAAUCGACGCGAUCAACGAGCCGUACAGACCGAUUCCGAGCGGAGCGAUCUCGGAGAAUGAGGUCAAGGCGCAGAUUGCGGUUUUGCUGGUCGGUGGAUGGGCGUGCGCGCUGCAGCUCGAUCGGUGGUGCGAACACGGAUUUCCCAUCGUGUUCUUCUUGGCAUUGUUCGGAUCGUACAUCUCUUACAUUUACAGCGCGCCGCCGCUCAAGCUCAAGGCGGAAGGCUGGAAGGGGUGCUACGCGCUCGGUGCGUCGUACAUAGCUCUUCCUUGGUGGGCGGGUCAAGCGACUUUCGGGACGCUGACGCCCGACGUGAUGGUUCUCACCGUCUUGUACUCCAUCGCCGGUUUGGGCAUCGCCAUCGUGAACGACUUCAAGUCCAUCGAGGGUGAUCGCAAACUCGGUUUGCAAUCGCUCCCGGUCGCCUUUGGCGUCGAGAAGGCGAAGUGGAUCACCGUCGGAACGAUUGACAUCACCCAGCUCUUUGUCGCUUUCUACCUACGCGCGAUUGGCGAGGAAUUCUACUCCAACGUCCUCUUCUGCAUGAUCGCCCCGCAAAUUUACGCGCAAUUCAAGUUCUUCUUACCGGACCCCAUCAAGAACGACGUCAAGUACCAAGCGAGCGCGCAACCGUUCUUGGUGUUCGGUUUACUCUUCACGGGCCUCGCGUGGGGCCACCACGUGAAUAGUCUGAUGUGA
Messenger RNA from Ostreococcus tauri, 1136 nucleotides. Its product is annotated as UbiA prenyltransferase family. Gene Ontology annotation, molecular function: chlorophyll synthetase activity. Gene Ontology annotation, cellular component: membrane. The record is from RefSeq and is a predicted model, not a curated record. Gene Ontology annotation, biological process: chlorophyll biosynthetic process. The annotation marks the transcript as partial. NCBI's taxonomy places the organism in Eukaryota, Viridiplantae, Chlorophyta, Mamiellophyceae, Mamiellales, Bathycoccaceae. The transcript has a single exon.